This is a messenger RNA of Pieris napi, 2762 nucleotides long. RefSeq lists its product as uncharacterized. The record is from RefSeq and is a predicted model, not a curated record. The coding region runs from base 325 to 1254 and encodes 309 amino acids. NCBI's taxonomy places the organism in Eukaryota, Metazoa, Arthropoda, Insecta, Lepidoptera, Pieridae. The transcript is spliced from 10 exons.
UAAGAACAAUGUAACCAGACCAUAUUUAAUUAAGUAUUUGAAAUAUUCAAAUAUGGAGUGAAGGAAUCUAGUAAUGCUUAUCCCUUUUGCAUGUUUCAUUGAAAUUAUCCAAGGGACAUGUCAAUCUGACUAAUUUUUGUAUUAAAAUUAAACUCAGUUGAUUUCUUGGAUGGUUAGUCCAAUUAAUUAAGCUCUUGAGUAGUCUUUCAUAUCUUUAUAUUAAAUAGUUUUUAAUGAAAAGAUGAGAUGUGUAGUUUAAAUUGUGCAAACUGCUUUGUUUCAUAUGAAUUUGGGGAUUACUUUGAAAUUGUGUGACAAUUGAACAUGUCUGAUGAACAAGGUACAUCACAAGAAGCAUUAUCUGAGUUUCAAGAAGGAAGUAAUUUAGAAAUUGUUGAAAUACAAUGUGACAAGGGUCUUCAAGAGGAAACACCAGUCCUGUAUGACGCAAAUGGCGAUUACCAAAAUGUUUCUUGUAUGGAAAUUGUCGACGAAUCGGGGAAGAGCAAUGUGCUGGAUUUGCUUAACAUGACCCUCAUCAAAUGUUACACCGCAGAGGGUGAAUCCUAUCGUUUGGUGGCGAGCAAUUCUGAGUGUGACGACUCGGAGGCAGUGACGUGUAUAUUGUCAAACGAAGGAGAUGAUCAAGAACAAUUUGUGGUUGUGGACGAAAAUGAUAUAUAUCUACAAGACGAAUAUGCUGAAAACGAUGAAAAUCCAAAAACAGAGACCGUGAACCAGCAACCGAGCCCGGAAUGGAUAUUGGAAAAGGCGAAAGCGUAUCAGCAAUCGAAGUCUCUUCUAGCCAGCCUUCAAAGGCGUGAAAGUAAAGGCCGCAGACGCAAAGGUGAACUGCCACCUCCACACGAAUUACUAACAUCCCCGACUUUCAAAUUGUAUCUGUAUUCGUGUAAAAUGUGCAAUUUUAAAUGUAAUGCGAUUAAGGAGUUGCAGGCGCAUCGGGCCGCUGAACAUAUUGGCGGGAAUUCAUACCGCGGUAGAAAUUCUACAAUAGCUCUGCAAUGCCCAAAGUGUCCAUACAGGGCACACACUCAUGGCCAGCUGUCAAAACACUUAACUCAAAGUCACGUUAAACGCGAGACAGAUGUGACCUACAGCGAAGCGAUAAAUUUGGACACAGACGAAGUCAAUGCAGCCGAUGUUUUGGUCUGUGGCGCGUGCGGGUUCGAAUCCCCGUCGAAGGAGGUUUUCCGAACUCACAUACAGAAGGAGCAUGGCGCUAUGGCUUGUUAAGAAAUAAUGGAAAUACUGUCUAAUUUAAUCUUACUUAAGUAAUCUACACAAAGCAUAAAAGGUGUACCACAGGGCUCUCACCUAGAGCCAAUACUAUUUCAUAUAUAUGUAAAUGAUGUAGUAACCUUUUUAGGCAUUCUAAUGAGUAUAUGUGUCCAGAUGAUCUCAAGUUAUGUCGUGUAGUAGCUUCGAGGUUAACCUCUUCUUUUUGUAGAACGGACAGGAGGCUCACCUGCUGUUAGGCUGGUUUUAGUAUCACGCUGAAUGCACACUCACUGUCGGCCGAAAUAUAUGAACGCGUUUUUGAAUGACGCCUAGCUGUCGGCGCUGAUCAUCGCACGAGCGCCUCUGCCUUCAGUGAGCGUUCUAGUAUCGAGAUGACCGGACGUCGUCAGCGUGUAGUCAUGGCGAAUCGUGAACCGAAUACAAGUCGAGUCAUUGAGAUACACCUGAGAAAGAAAUUGUGGAUCCAUCCGAUCCACGCUACAAAAAUAAAGACGCAAUCAAAGCCUGGGAGGAUAUUGUCGAAAAUGUUUCUGGAGAAGAAAAAUGGAUGAACACGGAGUCUUGGUCGCUGAUUUUUAUUUAUUUGGCGUAGGUUGUACAAAGCAGCAAUAAUUAAUACACUCCGCAUUUUUGGCCGUCAUCUGUACACUACUGAAACGAAAACUUUACGAGAUUAAAACCAGCUUUAAGGCCAGGUUAAGACAAGUGUAACGUGUAAUGUAAGGCCGCGUAUCGACUAUGCGCUCCUGGAGCGCGCGCCUUGGAUUGCCGCUCCGAGAGAAAGUUCCACGGAACGCGUUCCAAAUAUUUGAAGUUUAUAAACUAAGCGCGCGGCAACUGUUACAGUGUUGACAUCAUGACAACAUGAUGAUUAAAAAAGAGUGGCGGAGAGUUUAUUGCCAGUUCUUCUCUUCCGUUCUAUGCCCUUGAUUUGAGAACUGGCACUAAAUGUAAAGUUAGAAGCAUUUCAUAUAUACUUCUUUUUUUGACGUUCAUAAGUGUACAUUGUUACCUAUAUUAUUAAAUGAUUUUGACUUUUCCGCAACUUUCGUUAUCCAUAUUGGGAACGCAACAAACACAAAAAAUAAAACGUGCCCGUGUCAAUUGCCGCGCGCCACGCCUGAUGCGCGGUAAAAAACCGACACCUGUCGAACGAGCGUUCGUGCGUUCCGACGAACACAUUGGCGCGCGUUCCAAAGUGGUAUACAUUUCGCUCGGAACGCGCGCCAUUGUUUGCCCUUUUGGAGCGCGUAGUCGAUACGGCUUAAGAUUAUGAGUAGUUACUACGAACUUGCCGAACAGGAAGGUCGUGAUAGCAUGUGCUGCUUUUAUUUCUAUGUAUUUACUAAGUGAAGACCGUUUUAACCGUUAAGCAUUUGAAGCGUAUAAUAGUGGACUACUAAAUUAUUGUAUGAAAGAUCUUUACUAGUGGAAUUAAAAUCUAUAGUAUGUUAUAUGUAAUGUAAUAGAAAUAAUUAAAAUAAAAAGUACCUUUUCCGGAA